AAUGACAAUCGGCUCCCGCAGAGACCGAGGCUCCAAGACCAUGAGGCCCCAGUUGCUGUUCUGGCUGCUUGGAGGAGCCCUCGUGCUUUCUCCGACCAUGGCCCUGGUGUGUCUCAAGGGCUACCUGAUCCACGUAGCUGACAGAUCAAAGUUCCCCAUCACGUGGUCUGUCAAUCUGAAUGAGACCUGUCAGACAGGGGAGAGAUGUCAGGAGACUCUUAUCCUUCUGGAGUCAGGGAACCAAAUAGCUGUGAUUAUCAGCCACGGGUGCACCUCAGCCCAGGCCCACGAAGCUAAGGACAUCCAGCACCGAGCACCCCCUGGGGUGACCAUUGCGUCUUUGACCAAAGUCUGCCACUCAGACCUGUGCAACGAUCUGGAUAGCACCGUUCCCUUGUGGACAAUAGAACCAACGAACCCCCCAGCGCCGGGGGGCUUGCAAUGCCCAGCCUGCAUGUCUUUACACUCCUGCGGGCCCGAGGCUCCCCUGGUCACCUGCCCCGCGGGCGCUGCUCACUGCUACAGCGGAAGCAUCCGUCUUUUGGGAGGGCAGCUGUCACACUCUCUGCAGGUUCAGGGCUGUGUCCCCCACGAUGACUGCCAACUGCUCAACGGCACCCGGACGAUCGGCCCCAUUGCCCUGAGGGAGCGCUGCCAAGCCUCUGGGGCCUUGACUUGUUAUCAGGGACUGUUUCUAUACUUUGGACAAAACCUAAGGGAACAACCACAAAAUCUGGUGGCCGAAUCCGAAGUCAUAUGUGAGGUCGGGGAAGUGUGUCAAGAGACCGUGCUGUUCAUAGAGUCAGGACCCAACGGCAUCAUCCUGGGCAGUAAGGGGUGUAUAAGCCCUGAGAGUGUUUCAUCCAGCCCUAACAAGAUCGGCCCCCCCGGGAUUAUCAUCGCCUCCCACACCCGGCUCUGCGACUCCAACUUGUGCAAUAAUAUCAGCAGCACGGCUUCCGUCGUGAAGCCGGAUCCUCCAGCUGACUCUGCCCCCGGUCAUCUCCUGUGUGAAACAUGUGUGACCCUGGGAUCCUAUUGUUUCACUGGCCCUCCAUUUACUUGUCCAAAAGGCACCUCCCGGUGUUACGAGGGAACGUUGCUGCUCAGUGGAGGAGGGUUCUCAAGUGACUUGACCAUCCGCGGCUGUGCACCCCCAAACCCCAGAGACUGCAAAUUACUUGGGGAAAUCCAGGCUUUUGGACCCAUGAAUGUGUCUGAGGACUGCCGAAAGCCAUCGUGGGACCAAUUCUACUUUAACAGGGUUUCUGCCACCGCAGCACCAGCCUGGGCAGUGGGAGCUGGAUUUCUCUUGGUUUUAUGGAGAGAUCUCCCCCAAUUCUGAGGGUCUUUGGCUUCUGGGACCCAUUGACACAUUUUAAUAUGCAAUGACCUUAAACACCAGUGGCUCCUGACUCCCUGUGACUUCCCCAUCCCCAAGCUCCUUGAUGCUGGAAGGGGGAUGACAGGAAACAUGAGGAAAUAUUCACUGAAACCUGAAAAUACAAUAGGCUCUAUCCAGCUGGGCCCUCGGUCUGUUUAUAGCAUGAAGGAGGACAAAUCAAAAACCACUCUCUCUCCCUCAUUGUCUCCCCGCCCCCCGCCCCGUCACGGCUUCUCAGUCCAUGAUAGACCCUCAACCUCUGCAUCCUUUCUCUUCUUAGAAUGGCCCCAACUUAGCAGAUACUCCCACCUCCCUGCUGUGACUAUGGAUUUUCCGUGCUGAUUGUGUCAAUAAAUCAUGUGGAUAUUA
Molecule: messenger RNA, 1753 nt
Organism: Antechinus flavipes (yellow-footed antechinus)
Lineage: Eukaryota; Metazoa; Chordata; Mammalia; Dasyuromorphia; Dasyuridae
Gene: CD177
Product: CD177 molecule
Exons: 9
Coding region: 2-1345 (447 amino acids)
Biological process (GO): positive regulation of neutrophil degranulation; leukocyte cell-cell adhesion; regulation of integrin-mediated signaling pathway
Cellular component (GO): plasma membrane raft; plasma membrane
Source: RefSeq, a predicted model, not a curated record